GAGGGGCGGGGCUCGGUCACAUCAUAAUAUUGACAGAGGAAGUGGCUCGGUUGAACCUUUGGCCGCACUGACGUUCAUCAUUUGGAGGAUUCUGCGUUCCUCGUUACCCGCAGGAGAAGGACAGACAGAAGGACACAAUGGUAACAGAGGGGGAGCCCACAGACUUGGUCAAAGUGCUACACCUCCUGGUGCUCUCAUUCACCUGGGGCAUGCAGGUCUGGGUCACCUUCAUAUCAGGUUUUGCAUUGGUGUGGCAGGUUACUCGGCACACCUUUGGCCUGGUGCAAAGCAAACUCUUCCCUGUGUACUUCUACAGUCUGAUGGGCAGCAAUGUUGUCAGCCUGGCUGUGUAUGCUGUGUACCACCCCAGAGAGCUGCUGGACUGGCACGAAAGUGUGCAGAUGGGUUUCUACUUCAUGGCGUUGAUCAUGGCAGGUCUGAACGCACAGUGGUUCGGCCCAGCGGGCACUGAGGUGAUGUUCCAGAUGUGGGAGGUGGAGAAGGAGCAUGGCCUGGGGAAUCAGAUUGGCAUGGGCAGCCAGAAAGAAGCUUACGCUAAGCUCAAAGAGCAGGACCCCAAGUACAGAGCCUACAGGACGACGUUCGGCCGCUACCACGGCUUGUCCAGCCUCUGCAACCUGAUUGGGUUUAUCUGCACUACAACUAAUCUGAUCUACAUGGCUCUGAAUUUAUCCACCAUUUAGAAGAAGGAAGAUUUCAGUUUAUGAAAUAUCAACACAGCAGAAAAUGAUGUGCGAGUCAACAAGUUUUAUAUAGAAUAUAUAUAGAAUUGAAUUAAAUAUGCGCAACAAAUGUGUUAGUGACAUCAUGUCAAUGUAAUUACACAGCGACUCAUUUUUGUAACCACUGCAGCUGUCCCAAGUGUCCUUAAGAAGGGAGGUGCCUUCGUUGCCAUGUCCAAAGUCAGUUAAGCUCUUUUCAUCUUGUCAGUCAGUAUCUAAUUAACACUGUCUCACAAAAUAGAAUGAAUUGUUACAUUUUUCUAUUGGCUUUUAUUAAUUGAUUGUAUUGCUCAUGAUCAUUCCCCCUGAUGAGAGUGAUAUUUGUUUUAGAAACACACACAUAAACCUCAGCUGCUGUGUGGGCAAUGUACUUGCAUCCCCAGCAGGGGGCAAUGUUUGGACAAGUUUGUAGCACCAGCUGUGCAUACUGAAUUUCAUAUGUAAAAUAUUGUCUUUCCAGAUGUUUUACAGGAAAUUUCUAUUAAAUAUGUCAGCACUGUUGAAUUAACACUGUGACUGUGAGAUUAAAAAAAGUGUCCGUUAAUAUUCUUA
Larimichthys crocea (large yellow croaker) is the source of this 1295-nucleotide messenger RNA. RefSeq names its product transmembrane protein 205 (gene tmem205). Lineage: Eukaryota; Metazoa; Chordata; Actinopteri; Sciaenidae. Bases 138 to 704 code for a protein of 188 amino acids. The transcript is spliced from 4 exons. The record is from RefSeq and is a predicted model, not a curated record.